AUGAUCGACGGCGUUCAAGAUUUACAAUACCUAAAUACCUAUCUGUUUAAUGUCGUGCGAAGCAGGUGUAUUUGCAGGUGGGGAAGGGAAAGGGAAAACCUGGUGGGGAAUCAAUUUUGAAGUGUCGGUGGGGAGCAGUGGGACUCGGCACCGACUCGAAAGUCUUUAGGAGUCGUGUAACUUGCCUCACUACAGUUUUCGCUAUGGCGUGUAUAGGGUCGAGUAGGCUCUGUGCUCGUGCAGAGAAAUUGUGCCAGUUCGGACAUUUCGCCCAAUUACGGAGGAAAGUUUCGACGACAUGUGUCAAGUCCCGACCCAGAAUCGAGCAGCAGACCAGCGCUUUAAUUCAAUGCUGUCAGAGUAGAACGAGCACGCGAGACUACAGGACAAGGAUGAUGAGUUCCAUGCAAACACAGCUACCUGGAUCCAUGCACGAUUACCAAGUCGAUCCUUACCGGCUUCUGGACGACGACCUUAAAGACGUCUACGACAAUAUACGAGAGGUACUCGUCAGGAACACGACGCAGAAGGAGCUGCAAACCAUAGCGACAUACUACUUCGACGGCAAGGGAAAGGCGUUGCGGCCGAUGGUGGCAACUCUCAUGGCACGAGCUAUCAAUUACCACAAGGAAAGAAACGAUCUCUUGGAAUCGCAACGGCAGGUGGCGAUGAUCUCCGAGAUGAUCCACAACGCGUCGUUGAUACACGACGACGUAAUCGACCAGCCAGACUUCCGCCGUGGCAAGCCUUCGGUGAACGUUGUCUGGAGCCAAAAGAAGGUGACGAUGGCGGGCGACUACAUUCUGGCGAUAGUGUCGAUUAUGAUAUCCAAGCUGCGAAACGACGACGUCACCCUCACUCUCAGUCAGGUCGUGACGGACCUGGUGCAGGGCGAAUUUAUGCAACUCGGGUCCAAGGAAACGGAGAACGAGCGAUUCGCGCAUUACCUCACGAAAACGUACCGGAAAACGGCCAGUCUGAUCGCCAACUCGUUGAAAGCUGUGGCCAUGUUAGGAGGCGCCGACGAUCACCUGGCAGAGUUAGCUUUCCAGUACGGUAGAAACGUCGGUCUGGCGUUUCAAUUAGUUGACGAUCUGUUGGAUUUCGUGUCGUCUUUAGAGGCGAUGGGCAAACCGACCGCGGCCGAUCUUAAACUCGGCCUUGCGACUGCUCCAGUUCUUUUUGCAUGCGAACGGUAUCCGGAGCUGAAUGCGAUGAUCAUGCGCCGGUUUCAAGAGUCCGGGGACGUCGAGAAAGCUUUCGAUCUCGUGCACAAAUCGCAGGGUCUCGAUCAGACGAGAUUCCUAGCCCGGAAGCAUUGCGUGGAGGCGGUGAAGCUCGCGCAGUCGUUAGCCGAAAGCCCGUACCAAAAAGGUCUGCAGGUGGUCUGCGACUUAGUUCUCAAUCGUAUGAAAUAGCGACAUGGGAGAUCACGAUCGUCGUGCGACGGAGAGACGAGCAACGUAGUCGUGAACAGUUAACGUCGACACUGCUGGCCAGCAUAUUGGCUGGAUUGUCAUCGAACGAAAGAUAUACAGUGUACCUUUGAUACGACAAGUUGAUAGCUAGGGAAAAUUGUAAAGAGACCAAGACGAAGAAGAAGAAGAAGAGGAAAAAGAAGAAGAGGAAAGAUCGCGGGUUAAAUUUCUAGAAUAACCUGGCGUGAGCGCGACACGAUCGCAAACGAAAUGUGUUCGUUUGGUCGACAAGAGGUAGUCGUUGAUCCGUGACUCGCAGGUGUUGCGACCGUUUAUUGUUAGACAAUAUUAACUAGAGGAUUGUUCGAGAUACGUUUUUGCGACAGAAAGACACCGAGAAAUUAUUUUUAUAAAACAUCAUGCAGUUAUCGCAGAAUUUAGAAUUGCAGAGUUUAAUUGGAUGAGGCGCGCGCGCGCGCGCUAUGCAAAUUUAACCAUUGCGAACAUCGUCGUCAACAUCGUCGCGCGUUCAAAUUUUUCAGUGGAACAGCAGGGACGAUCGGUCACCGAGUGGUUGGGCUAUUAUCUUGCAAAGAGAGCCGCACCGUAUUCAAGCAAAACACGGAGAAACGAGCGGCGAUGCUCGUUGCGCUCGACAGCACACGUAUUACCUGAUUCUUAUGGACAUUGUCGAUCGUAACUGUAAAUAAAAUAAUGCGUAGGAUUAGUCGAAGACUACGUUAGAAUUGGUAGCUCUUACCCAUUGUUGCGACCUAAAGACUCUCGGUGGCUAACGAAUUUUCAAAGAAUUCCACGCUUUAUCUUUCGUUUGUGGAAACGAUCGUCUCGUUUCGAAACGAUCGUGUAACAAAAUCGGCGAUGCUCGGAACACUCGACGAACAACAAUCGCAAGAGUACCAAUACUAGACGACAGCAUGAUUGAACGUUUUGAUGAAAAACGUGCGAAGAAUAUCUACCAAAGAAGACAUUCACGGUCUUGGUUCUUCCACUCGUAUGUCACGAAAAUGAAUUCUGGCUUGUCGGUUAUCAUCGAAAUUAUUUGCGAAUCGGCAUCGUGUACACGAUCGAAACGAUUAGUUGUUAAUAUUAUUAUAAAAUUAACCAUACUACUCUUACGCGAAAGUUUCUCGAUGAUAAUGGAAUCACCAUCUUCCGCAACGCGUUUGUUUCUCUUUUCUAUCUCGAUGGAUGCAAAAAGUGCUCAAAAUAUUAUUUACUACAUAACUGAACAUAUAGGAAUAAAUGUAUAAUAACUUAUAUUUAUAACGUGAAUUAAUGUAUAUAAUUGCUCUGUAAGGUAACAACAAUCACUGCUGUAAGAUUAUUAAUAAAAAAAAGAAGCAUUAAAAACGUGUAAGUACGGUCAUAUGUAGGCGUUAAGUUUAGGGUCAGAAUUUGGGACAAUAAAGAGAAAGUAAAUGAAGCUCUCGAUCUCCUGCAUAGACACGAUAUCCUUUUUAUUCGUAAUAUCAUCUGGCUUUUCGCAUAAUCGUACCGGAAAUUUCAAUUGUUUCGAGUAUUAGCCGGGAGACGCUUGAUAUAUAUAUAUAUAUUUAUUUAGGACUCGUUAACUAUAUAGAUAUGACACUGAAUACCAUUUGUCCAUAACGUCUCGGAAACGCAGUGUAUAAUAUGUAUAAUUCUACUGGUAUUACGAAAAAAUAGCAACGGAAUGUGAAUAUACAACUGUAAAUAAGCGAUUUUUUGUAAGCACCGUUUAAGUGCGUAAAUCUUAGUGUUGAUAUCUUUUGCAUAGAUCGAUUAGCUUCAUUAUUACUAAAUUGUAAACCAUAAGGUUCAAUAUCUUAUUUGUUGUGUUGGGAUCACUAAAUCCAUGUUAUGAAAAUUAUAUUAUAUACUGUCUUUUUAAUAUAAACGUUAUAUUGAAGUUUCAAA
Messenger RNA from Megalopta genalis, 3335 nucleotides. RefSeq names its product decaprenyl diphosphate synthase subunit 1 qless (gene qless). Gene Ontology annotation, molecular function: prenyltransferase activity. Gene Ontology annotation, biological process: isoprenoid biosynthetic process; ubiquinone biosynthetic process. Lineage: Eukaryota; Metazoa; Arthropoda; Insecta; Hymenoptera; Halictidae. The record is from RefSeq and is a predicted model, not a curated record. Gene Ontology annotation, cellular component: mitochondrion; transferase complex.